AUGUAUGUAUCUUUCUCUCUAAAUCGCUAUAUCUAUCUCUGUAAAUCACUAUAUCUAUCUAUCUAUCUAUCUAUCUAUCUAUCUAUCUAUCUAUCUAUCUAUCUAUCUAUCUAUAUGUGUUCACCUUCUUUAUUUGUCCCAAGUUUUUCUUUCUUUCUUUCUUUCUUUCUUUUCAAUUCUUUCUUUUUUUCUUUUCUAUCUAUCUUUCUUUCUUUUUAUUCAUUUAUCUUUCUGUUUUUUCUUUCUUUUCAGUCAUUUAUAUUUCUUUCUUUCUUUCCAGUCAUUUAUAUUUCUUUCUUUCUUUCUUUUCAGUCAUUUAUCUUUCUUUCUUUCUUUCUUUCUUUCUUUCUUUCUUUUCAGUCAUUUAUCUUUCUUUCUUUUCAGUUAUUUAUCUUUCUUUCUUUUUUCUUUCUUUCUUUCUUUCUUUCUUUCUUUCCAACAUGUUGGGGCCGCGGCUACAUUACAAAUAGAAACGCAUAUAAACUGCUGUCUUUUUUAAUCUAUCUAUCUAUCUAUCUAUCUAUCUAUCUAUCUAUCUAUCUAUCUCUGUUUCUUUUAUCUGCCUGUACAUCUAUCUAUCUAUGUUCUUUCUUGCUAUCUCUUUUUAUUUUUCUAUCUCUGUUACUUUUGUCUGCCUGUCUAUCUAUCUAUCUAUCUAUCUAUCUAUCUAUCUAUCUAUCUAUCUAUCUAUCUAUCUAUCUAUCUAUGUUCUUUCUUGCUAUCUAUCUCUUUCUUUUUUUCUCACUCUGUUACUUUUGUCUGUCUGUCUGUCUGUCUGUCUGUCUGUCUAUCUAUCUAUCUAUCUAUCUAUCUAUCUAUCUAUCUAUCUCGGUUUCUUUUUCUAUCUAUCUCAUUUUCUUUUGUCUGUCAGUCCGUUUACCUAUUUAUCUAUCUAUCUAUCUAUCUAUCUAUCUAUCUAUCUCUCGGUAA
Messenger RNA from Acanthosepion pharaonis, 930 nucleotides. The record is from the annotation of a GenBank genome assembly. NCBI's taxonomy places the organism in Eukaryota, Metazoa, Mollusca, Cephalopoda, Sepiida, Sepiidae.